AUGGUGGACGGAGCGAUCGUGCCGGCCGAUGCGUCGUCACUGGCCGACCACUUCGGCCGGCAGGUGCUACACUGGAUCAUCGGCUACUCGACUGCGUGGUACGCGACCCUCAGCCACUGCGAUCUGGUGGACAACUUCAAGAAGGUGGACUCGGGCGCCAAGAUACUGCUGCAGGGGCUGGGUGUUAAAACCGGGCAAAACGACGACGAGGAAGAGGAGGACGAAGAGGACGACACCGAGGAUCCUGAGGAGGAGUUUGGUCCGCUCGGUCCGUUCGUGGCGAGAAACCACCAGCGGCGCACCGGACGCCGACGGCGACCGACGGCUGGUCGAAGGGUGCGCGUGGAGGCUGCCCGCGGCCACAUCAACCGGUACCACCCGUUGGCGGAGUACGGCGAGCGGAACUACGAGAACCUCAUGCUGGCCGAUCUGAUGGAGAACUGUGAACGCGGCAUUCCCGUUGAGAUGUUCAAUGUGUUGGCCCCGUUCCAUCAGAACAGUGCGGCUGCCGGUGCUGGCAGUGCGACCGGUGCCACUGGAGCGACAGCGGCCACUAGCGCAGGUGGUGGGAGCGUGCGGGGAGGAGUAGAGAACAUGCAGGUGACGCAACCCUGCAGUGCCCCGUCCUCGCCGACAAUCGUGUCGCCCGGUGCCCUUAGUGCGGCCUCAUUCUGCUUGACCAACGGCGGUGGCGCUGGCACCGGAGGCAGCAGCAGUGUCAUCAGCAGCACCACAGCGGCCGACACGGCCGAUCCGAACUGGCAGGCCAACAAGUCGACGGUUCGCGAACGCAAUGCGGCCAUGUUCAACAACGACCUGAUGGCCGACAUCCGGUUCAUCGUGGGUUCCGAUGAACAAGUGCAAACCAUUCCGGCCCACAAGUACGUGCUAGCGACGGGAAGCUCCGUGUUCUACGCCAUGUUCUACGGAGGGCUGGCGGAGGCGAAACAGGACAUCAAAGUACCGGACGUGGAACCGGGUGCAUUCCUAACGUUGCUGAAAUACCUGUACUGCGACGAGAUUCAGCUCGAAGCCGAUAACGUGCUCGCGACGUUGUACGUCGCGAAGAAGUAUAUCGUGCCGCAUCUGGCCCGGGCCUGCGUCAACUAUCUCGAGACUAGUCUGACGGCGAAGAACGCCUGCCUGCUGCUGAGCCAGUCGCGCCUGUUCGAGGAACCGGAGCUGAUGCAGCGCUGCUGGGAGGUGAUUGAUGCGCAGGCAGAAAUGGCGAUCAAAUCGGAAGGAUUCGUCGACAUCGAUCUGAAAACGUUUGAAACGAUACUCGCCCGCGAAACGCUCAACUGCAAGGAGAUCCACCUGUUCGAGGCGGCGCUGAGCUGGGCGCACGCGGCUUGCACCAAAAUGGACAUCGAACCGACGUCGUCCAACAAGCGGCAACUGCUCGGGCAUGCCCUGUACCUGAUACGCAUACCGACGAUGACGCUCGAAGAGUUUGCCAACCGCGUCGCUCAGCUGGGAAUACUGACCAACCAGGAGACGAUCGACAUUUUUCUCAACUUUACCGCACGCCACAAGCCGAAGCUAACCUUCCCGGUGAAGGCCCGGACCGGCCUUAAAACGCAGGUUUGCCAUCGGUUCGCGUCUUGCGCCUACCGGAGCAAUCAGUGGCGCUACCGGGGACGCUGCGAUUCGAUCCAGUUUUCGGUCGACAAGCGUAUCUUUAUCGUCGGGUUCGGCCUAUACGGGUCAUCGACCGGUGCCGCCGAUUACGAUGUAAAGAUUGAGCUGAAGCGACUCGGCCGGGUGCUGGCGGAGAACAGCACCAAGUUCUUCUCGGAUGGUUCAAGUAACACGUUUCAGGUGUUCUUCGAAACUCCGAUACAGAUCGAACCGGAGUGCUUCUACACGGCGUCCGUUGUACUCGACGGCUCUGAGCUGAGCUUCUUUGGUCAGGAAGGAAUGAGCGAAGUGAGUGUUGGGACGGUUACGUUCCAAUUUCAGUGCUCCUCUGAGAGCACCAAUGGAACUGGCGUGCAGGGUGGUCAAAUACCGGAGCUCAUCUUCUACGGUCCGAUGGGCACAGCUGGUCAGCAGGGCGCUGGUCUUAGUGCUAGCGCAAGCAACAAUACUAUCAACAACAAUCACACUCCCAGCAGUGGCCACUCGGGGUCUGGAAGCGGCGUAGCAAACGGCAGCAACACUACACAGGGCAAGGUGGGUAGCAACGGAUCCGGCAGUACCAACACGUCCACCACAUCCGCCUCACCAUCAUCGGUUGGCCAUGGAGGGCUGUUGCUUAUAGGAGGAACUACCGUAGCCAGCGGUGGCCCGAACGGUUCCUCACAUGCAUCUGCUCUCGGAAAUGCCGGUGGUGACAGUGGCACCGAGAAUGGUGCGAAUGGAGCCGGGUCAAACGGUGGAACGUCGCCAUCUGCCGGUUGGCUUCAACCACCAUCGGUGGUCGUUGGCUCACCGGCCACUACCGGCCAGUCGGUGGCAAACAAUGGCGAAGCAUCCGACUAAGAAAUCGACCGCAAGAAACAAACCAACCAAAUCGCAAUAUUUAGUGCACUUUCACACGUAGAGAAACACAUCGUUCAGUACAAUCGGAUUAAGGGUCGUUCUUAGGCCAACCUACCACGCAGCGGCGAAUGUUGGCAUCAGCAAACUUGGUGUAGAUUUGUAGCGUGCACCUCUAAAGGGACGAGCAAUAGAAAGAAACGCUUUUUCAGUAGAUUUCCGCAGCGCAACACACUUUCAAUUCGAUUCGAUUCAAAGCAAACCGUUGAGUGAGCCGCACACGAUCGAAUUUAAAGCAUGAUCGUGCUGACGAUCGUCGAUCGUCGGAUAGCGCUAGUCAGCGAUGCCUUCUCUUUUUUACAUAUUAGUUAACCAUGUGGUCGCAAUAUGUAUUUUUAGCGUAUCUCUCUUAGGUCUUCCUCUUGUCGUUCGGGUUUACUAUUCACUGUUUUUACAUUUACUUCUAGUAGUUUUUCACGAAAAUGUACGCAUUCGUAGGGCAGCAGUGCAGAAACAAAAUUUGUAGAACAAAUUGAGUAGCCUUAACCAUUGUUUUCGUUUGAAAAGCGUAAUUUUCUUUGGGACGGUGUUUUCGAUAGUCUUUAGAGCCCUUUUAGCAAUCGUUUCCGUUGGUAGUCAAACGGUGCAAGAUGCAGUACAAAGGCAACCACUUAUAAAAGCAAAACCGGGUGCGGUAGCAAAAAUUGCAGGACAGUUUUGCCAGCGACAGAGAUAAUCGUGUGCGAUGGGGCGACAAGUGGAGCAAGCAAAUGGUUUCCUUUUUAGUAUGUAAGAGUGAUACACGUGACAAUGAAACAUGGCAUAAGGUGUGCUUCAAAGAGGGCGCAAUACAUGGGCUGUAACCUGGAACAGCCGCUUCAGUCACCGGACACAAAAUCGAAAUACUAUUUUCACGAGAAUUCGGGUGUGUGAUACUUUGGUUCGGCGUGAUUGGUGCGGUACGAGGUUCAAUAUGAUUACAAAAUGAAAUACAAAAGAAUCUUCGAGCGUUAAUCUUUCGAAAGUGGAACACGCCUGGUCGACAGGGCGAAACUUGUUUUACAACCAUAAAGUGCUGUCCUGGGGAGUUGUACGGAUAUUGACAUAACUCUUUUCAUUCGUGUUGUCCUUUCAAAUUAUUUUCGUUCAUGUUCCUGUGCAUCGUUGGUACCCUAAAACAGUAACCAUUUGGCACACGUGGAACGGAGAUUACAUUCCUUGGACCCUGUUGUGUUUCGGUUUUGAUGUGCGUCAAUGUAGGGGUAGGCCAGUGUUGCGGGAUAAAAGUGAAAUUAUGCCAUGCGAUGGUUCGAUCGCUGAUGAUAUUAUUGAAAGAGCAGAUAAAACUAUACAUAUAUAUAUUUGAAAAUCUUAUAAA
Anopheles bellator is the source of this 3859-nucleotide messenger RNA. RefSeq names its product BTB/POZ domain-containing protein 6-B-like. NCBI's taxonomy places the organism in Eukaryota, Metazoa, Arthropoda, Insecta, Diptera, Culicidae. Gene Ontology annotation, molecular function: protein binding. Gene Ontology annotation, biological process: neurogenesis. The transcript is spliced from 5 exons. Gene Ontology annotation, cellular component: cytosol. The record is from RefSeq and is a predicted model, not a curated record. The coding region runs from base 1 to 2484 and encodes 827 amino acids.